AUGUCUUCCGCGGCCUGCGGAUUCUUCUCUGGAGUCUCGGUAGUCUCACCCCUUUCGCCAUUAGAUCGCUGCGCAGCUCGUAAUAAGAACGAUACCGUUUUCAACAGCUUUCGGAGGCGUAGCCAAGUCAGAGUCAACCCGUUCCUCGCGGAAAAGCGGAGGAGCGUUACGGCGUCGGUCAAGCUAUCCACCACAGCGGCUGCUGCCCAGCGUGAUGCGUCUGAUGCGGCGCUUAUUGACUGUAGCCGAGUCGUAACCCCUUCGUCCAGCGCGUUAGAUUCGGCUAGCGUCACCCCUCCGGCCGUUACUCCUCCGCGCACCGAAGCCGUCGCGAAGCUUCCGUCGCCCAAGAUGGACCGUCGCACGCUUCUCGGACUCGGCCUUGCGACGGUCGCUGCGACGGGAGCCGCGGAGCUGGGAUUAGUCGACGCGGCUUUGGCUAAGACCGUAGAGCCUUCUAAGAAGCAGCCUAUGUGGUUCUUAGGCGACGCGGCAGGGGGUGUGGACGGAGAGGGGGGGCUGUUGGGUAAUAGCGCAGCAGCGGCGAGUAAGUCGCGCGUGUAUGACGCUACAACGGUUGGCGAGCCGGCUCUUGUCGGGGAUAAGACGAAGGCGUGGGAGAGGCUGCUGGCGGCGAAGGUGGUCUACCUUGGCGAAGCAGAGGUCGUUCGCGAUCCCACGGAUAAGGCGGUGGCUCUCGAAAUUCUUCGCAAGCUGCGCGACGAGUCGUUCGCCGCGGGUCGGCCGGUCACUCUCGCGCUCUCCGCGUUUCCGCGCUCCAUGCAACCGCUGCUCGACAAGUUUAUCGGAGGAAGGCUUCCUGAGGAUGAGCUCCAGGUGGCAGUCAACUACUGGCCCAAGGGCCGCUUCCAGGAGAUGUUACCACUCCUUCGCUACUGUCGCGAAGCAGGAAUUCGCCUGUUCGCGUGCGGCGUGCCCCCCAAGGUGCUUCGCACAGUGCAAGCCGGUGGCAUUCAAGCUCUCUCCCCGUCGGACCGCAAAAAGUACGCGCCGCCGCUUGGAGGCGGCUCGGCCGCCUUCCUGCGGCCCGACAGCACCUCUGCCGUCCCUUCGUACGGCACCGCCCCGACCGGCGGCUCGUCGGCACUAGCAGGCGGCGGCAUCAGCAGCAUCAGCGGCGGCAACGGCGGGCUGCUGGGAAUCGAACCCAUCGCGAACGCCGCCGAGCCUCUCGUCUCCCGAACCUCCUCCCGAGCCUCGUUCCCGUUCGGCCCGGGCCCGUACUGGUUCGCGCAAGCGCGAGUGGUAGAGGAUCACGCUAUGGCCGGUGCGAUCUCGCAGGCGAUGUCAGAAGGCGGGAAAAUCGGGCUUCUAGUCGUUCUAACCGGCGCGUCGCACGUGCGAUUCGGCGCCAAUGGUCGCGGCGUGCCGUCGCGCGUCGCGGAUUGGCUGCGCGCGUCGCCGGCGUCGCAGGCCGUCGUGCUGCUCAACCCCGAGCGGCAGCGCGCGCGGCUCGAGUCCGAUUUCCCCGAGGCGGAUUUCUUCUGGUAUUCGGGCAGCUGGGCGUGCACGCGCAACUGCUUCGACCGCGCGGAGAUCGCGCGCGUGAUGGGCGCCGCUGGGCGCACCCCCGACGCGCUCCCGCGCGACCUGCAAGUCGGGAUCGAGCGCGGAUUAAUCUCCCCGGACACGCUCCAGUCCUUUUUCGAGCUCGAGAACAACCCGCUAAUCGCGGAGGCGACGAAGCGGUUCGAGGGAUUGCGCGAGCGGUUCUACGCGGAUCCGCGAUUCCUGCAGCGGCUGUGCACGGAGGAGGCGAUUAGCAUUGCCACGUCACUCGCCGCGCAGUUUCAGAAGCGCGGGGAUCGAUUCUGGUCGGAGCUCGAAUACGUUUCCGCGGAUAUUCUCCGCGGCACGGUGGUGAACUUUUUUUCGGUUUGGCUGCCCGCGCCGCGGCUCUCCUUCAGGGAUGCCGCGGGUCCGGCCGCGCAGGCGGCCGGGGGGGCAGCUGGGGAAAAACUUUUUGGCGGGCUGACCGCGUGGAUUUCCACGCUGCCCCACAACGCGUUUCAAAUGGCCGGGCCCGGGCAGAAUUUCGGUCUGGCAGAACGAAUCGGAACGGUGGUGGUGGCGGGCACGAAACUGUUUUCGGUCGGAUUCGUUUCGAGCGUGGCGACGCUGUCGCUGACGAAUUUCCUGGCGGACAUGAAAAACAAGCUGCCCGCGAAAACAACGGAGCAGGCAGCCAAUGGGCAGGUAACCACAGAAACGGAAACUGGAGUGGCAGGGGCGGUGGGAGGGGGGGUGGCAGGUUCGGGAACUGCAGCAGCAGCAACUGCAGGGGAAGCAGGCACAAAUGGCAGCGGAUCUACAGUAGCGUCUACAGUAACAAAAUCUACAGUAGCGAGAUCGCCCGUGUUCAAAACGGCGCUGGUGUACGGCGCGUUCCUGUCCACGUCAGCGAAUCUGCGGUACCAGGCGAUCGCGGGGAUUGUGGAGCAUUGGAUUGCAGACCAUUAUUUGGCGUCUUAUCCCCUUGCGGGAACUGCUGUUUCUUUCCUCGCCCGCACCGCCAACUCCUACUGGGGCACCUCGUUUUCGCUUGGUCUGCCUCUCUUUCCCCCCCUGUCUCCAGCAGUGUGUGCACCCUGUCUCACAAUCCCUACAUCCCUCCCCCCCGCUUCGCCUUUUUCCUCCCUUCCACUCCCAACCUACAGCAAUGGGUGGAUCUCGCUCGCUUCACAGGCCUGCAGCAGUCACCCAAGCCAGCAGCAGCAGACGCUGCUGUGA
Molecule: messenger RNA, 2751 nt
Organism: Closterium sp. Yama58-4
Lineage: Eukaryota; Viridiplantae; Streptophyta; Zygnematophyceae; Desmidiales; Closteriaceae
Source: the annotation of a GenBank genome assembly